UACGAAGACGCAUAGUUUAGCAGGUCGACAUCCACGCGCUUCUCUCUGUUAACCAUCCAGGUGAAUUCGUUACAGAUGAUCCAACUGAGCUGACUUGUCCUCACCACGGUAUCGAAUUAUGAAUUUCGUUCGACAUUAUAGGUGAAAAAUUAUCUAAGAUGUGAUUAUUUCAAGAACAUUUUACGCUUUCAAAGUGUGGGCAAAAUAGCCUCAUAUGAAUUUUCUUUAGUCAACGUAUUAUAUAUGUAUACAUGUAUAUAUGUAUUGUCUACUUCAUUACUUGUUUUGAUUUUAAAGACUUGCUGUUUAUACAUUCAUAAUAUUAUAUGCUAGUAGAUCGGUAUAUAUAUAAAUCAGAAGUAUAAAUCUAGCAUUUUUAUUGUUACUUUAAACGCGAAAAAUGCUGGUUUCUUACGUUUAUGUAAAAAUCUUAUUUUUGUUAUUAGUGAUCUUCUACGUGGAGUCGUAUCAUAAUGACAGAAAAUGUGCGGCGAGGUCGUUCUUUAACAGGUCAGUGGUGUGUGUGUGUAACGCGACGUAUUGUGAUGAUGUAACACGGGAGGAGGUCGCCUGUGGCCAGUACAUCUGGUAUACAUCGUCAGAAGCUGGACUGCGAUUUGACAAAUUUACUUCUAGACUUGAAAACUUUAUACCUUCAGCCCAGUCUUCUUACACUACGUUAGACUUGAAUGUCAAUACGAAGUAUCAGACGGUGGAAGGUUUCGGCGGAGCCGUCAGCGAUGCGGUUGGAAUCAACUGGCAGAAUCUGACUGAUCCACAACUUAAACAGAAUCUUAUUGAUACAUACUUCGGUGAUAAGGGUCUGCAGUACAGCAUGUUGCGAGUACCAAUAGCUGCCAGCGACUUUUCCACCCAUGUGUAUGCAUACAAUGAGUAUCCAGAGAACGAUUACGAACUCAGUAACUACAGCCUCAGCUACGAAGAUUAUCAGUACAAGAUUCCAUUCAUAAAAGCUGCAUUGGCUGUGGCCAAAACACCUAUCCAUAUCAUAGCGACCGUGUGGUCACCUCCUAAAUGGAUGAAAAAUAGCCACGAGUAUACGGGCGUUAGUCGCCUCAAGAAAGAGUUUUUCCAAACUUAUGCAGAUUAUUAUAAAAAAUUUAUUGAGAAGUACUCGGAGGAAGGCAUCCCUAUUUGGGGGAUUACUACAACAAACGAGCCUUUAGAGGGCAUUCUGCUUAUUGUACCGUUUAACAGUUUGGGUUGGACUAGCCUAUCAAUGGGUACAUGGAUAAAAGAAAAUCUGGGUCCUACAAUAAAGAAUUGGAGACCGGACAUAAAAAUUCUUGCGGGUGAUGAUCAACGACCGAUUAUAACAUUUUGGUUUGAAAUUAUAGCGAAGGUCAUGCCGGAGGUGCUGCAGUAUAUUGAUGGCAUCGCAGUACAUGGUUAUCUAGACAAAUUGGUACCACCUGAUAUCUUGAAAAGAACUCAAGAAUUAUUCAAAAAUCAAUUCAUUAUAGCUACGGAAUACUGUGAAGGAUUACUGCCAACGGAUAAGUUGAAAGUGGACUUAGGAUCAUGGGAGAGGGCUGUAUCCUAUACUCAAAAUAUUCUGGAAGACCUCAACUAUAAUUUAACUGGGUGGAUUGAUUGGAACUUAUGUCUCAACGCCCAAGGUGGUCCCAACUGGGUGAAAAACUACGUAGAUUCACCAGUAAUAGUAUUCCCAGAGAGAGGAGAAUUUGUGAAGCAGCCGAUGUUCUACGCCAUGGGACAUUUCUCCAAAUUUAUCCCAAGGGGUUCAAGAAGGAUACAAGUGAGGGAACUCAGCUUUACGACUAUUGAUAACGUGGCAUUCUUAACUCCACAAAAUACUGUAGUUGUCGUCCUAUAUAAUGACAAAAAUGAAAGCAGAAUAGUAAACUUGAUAUUGGACGGCAAACAGGCGUCCGUGUUGACAGAAGCAAACUCUAUCACUACCGUGGAAAUUUCAAAUGGAUGUGACUCUUUAUAG
This is a messenger RNA of Galleria mellonella (greater wax moth), 1978 nucleotides long. Its product is annotated as lysosomal acid glucosylceramidase-like. The record is from RefSeq and is a predicted model, not a curated record. Lineage: Eukaryota; Metazoa; Arthropoda; Insecta; Lepidoptera; Pyralidae. The transcript is spliced from 13 exons. Gene Ontology annotation, molecular function: glucosylceramidase activity. Bases 401 to 1978 code for a protein of 525 amino acids. Gene Ontology annotation, biological process: glucosylceramide catabolic process.